AGUGCCACCCCAUUGCAACUGGAAAUCAACUCAAGAGAAGCACCAACACCAGAGCAGCUUCCCCACUCCUCUCUCUCUCUCUCUCUCUCUCUCUCUCUCUCUCUCCAGAAUACUCUCUCUUUCUAGUUUCUCAAAGCUCAUGGGAGGCAACAACGCAAGGCAGCAGCAGAACAAGAAGGGUCCUACUUCUAUGAUCAGCAGAGCUCCCUCUGCUGUCUUCAACAUGUUCAAGGCGGCAAAGAGGCCGGGGUCGUCGAGGAGAGUGGAGGACUCGUCGUGGGACGUGGACUCGAUGAAGUACUACAAGGUGUGGCCCAGCGACGAGGACAGAGGCCGUUACGUGGCCGAGCCGGGGAUCGAUAGGAAGGCCUCUGCUUACAUAGCCAAGAUUCGCGCUAAGACUACCGAUCAUAGUACCGCAGAGACAUGAGCAAUAAUUAAUUUCUCGAUCGCCAGUUCAAUGCUAUGAGUUACUAAAUCCACUUGAUCUACUACAUUUCGAAUGCAUGUCUCUUGUACGUAGGGUAAUUUGGUUAAAUUUACUCCUAGUUUGUAAAGUGCACUACUAAGAAGGAUGAAAUAAAUUUUAGAAUGAUUUGUUUAA
This is a messenger RNA of Rhododendron vialii, 604 nucleotides long. RefSeq lists its product as uncharacterized. The coding region runs from base 140 to 430 and encodes 96 amino acids. The transcript has a single exon. The record is from RefSeq and is a predicted model, not a curated record. Lineage: Eukaryota; Viridiplantae; Streptophyta; Magnoliopsida; Ericales; Ericaceae.